Messenger RNA from Castor canadensis (American beaver), 1951 nucleotides. RefSeq names its product 2-oxoglutarate and iron dependent oxygenase domain containing 1 (gene Ogfod1). Gene Ontology annotation, biological process: peptidyl-proline hydroxylation; regulation of translational termination. Gene Ontology annotation, cellular component: cytoplasm. Lineage: Eukaryota; Metazoa; Chordata; Mammalia; Rodentia; Castoridae. The record is from RefSeq and is a predicted model, not a curated record. Gene Ontology annotation, molecular function: L-ascorbic acid binding; peptidyl-proline dioxygenase activity; iron ion binding.
UCGCUGUAAACCUUGUAAGAUGAAUGGGAAGCGGCCAGCGGAGCCCGGCCAGGUCUGGGUAAGGAAGAAGGUAAAGAAGGAGGUGAUGGCAGCGUUUUCGAACGCUGUCACGGAAGAAGCCUUGAAAAAGCAGGUGGCUGAGGCCUGGAGCGGCAGGACGCCAUUCAGUCACGAAUCUAUUGUCAUGGACAUGGACCCUUUUCUUCACUGUGUGAUCCCAAACUUCAUCCAAAGUCAAGACUUCCUGGAAGGGCUUCAAAAGGAACUUUUGACCCUGGACUUCCAUGAAAAGUAUAACGAUUUAUAUAAGUUCCAACAGUCUGAUGAUUUGAAGAAAAGAAGAGAGCCUCAUAUCUCAGCUUUAAGGAAACUUCUGUUUGAAGAUUUCCGGGCCUGGCUUUCAGAUAUCUCUAACAUUACCCUGGAACCAACCAUUGACAUGUCCUGUGCUAAAUAUGAAUUCACUGAUGCCCUACUCUGCCAUGACGAUGAGCUGGAAGGGCGCCGGAUUGCCUUUAUUCUGUACCUGGUUCCUUCUUGGGACAGGAGCUUGGGGGGCACCUUGGACCUGUACAGUAUUGAUGAGCACGUGCAGCCGAAGCAGAUUGUCAAGUCUGUUAUCCCUUCGUGGAACAAACUGGUUUUCUUUGAAGUGUCUCCAGUAUCCUUUCACCAGGUGUCUGAAGUCCUUUCUGAAGAAAAGUCACGUUUGUCUAUAAGUGGCUGGUUUCAUGGUCCUUCAUUAACUAGGCCUCCCACUUACUUCGAACCCCUCAUACCUCGGAACCCUCACAUCCCACAAGAUCAUGAAAUUUUGUAUGAGUGGAUCAACCCUACUUAUUUGGACAUGGAUUACCAAGUUCAAAUUCAAGAAGAAUUUGAAGAAAGGUCUGAAAUUCUCCUGAAGGAGUUUCUUAAGCCUGAGAAAUUUGCAAAGGUCUGUGAGGCCUUGGAGAAAGGAGAUGUGGAGUGGAGUAGCCGUGGCCCCCCUAACAAAAGAUUUUAUGACAAGGCUGACGAGAAUAAGCUCCCUGGUAUACUGAAGGACUGCAUGGAGUUGUUUCGCUCCGAGGCGCUGUUCUUGCUGCUCUCCAACUUCACAGGCCUGAAACUUCACUUCUUGGCCCCUUCAGAAGAAGAUGAGAUUGAGGAUAAGAAAGAGGGAGAAGCAGCCUGUGCUGCUGAUAGCACUGAAGAAGGGACCAGCCAUACCUCUUCAGAACUUGAGAAUAACCAGGUAUCUGUUGUUAGCAACAGCCAGCAGAGCAGUGGACAAACACAUCCAGCCCCAGAGGAAGACAAAGCAGAGAAGGAGUCAAGUGUCCCCAUGUGUCAGGGGGAACUGAGGCGUUGGAAGACUGGCCAUUACACUUUGAUUCAUGACAACAGCAAAACUGAAUUUGCCUUGGAUUCAGUUCUCUACUGUGGCUGUGAAGGCUGGGAGCCAGAAUAUGGUGGCUUUACAUCCUACAUUGCCAAAGGUGAAGAUGAAGAGCUGCUAAUAGUGAAUCCAGAAAACAAUUCUUUGGCAUUGGUGUACAGAGAUAGAGAGACUCUGAAAUUUGUCAAGCAUAUUAAUCACCGAAGCCUAGAACAAAAGAAAACCUUCCCAAACAGAACGGGUUUCUGGGACUUUGCAUUUGUCUAUUAUGAAUAAUAGGACUGGACAAAGGUAACAAAAAAAGUGAUGCUUCCUCAGUGCUGGUAAGUAUGGAAGAGCUGUGCAUGGAGAGGAGGAAAGCUGCACGGAGGCCUGUCUGUUGCUGCUUUCAAAACUGGUUGUCCUUGCCAGUUGUAGGGGGGAUGUGUGUCUAAUCCCAACAUUUGGGAGGCUGAGACAGGAGGAUCUCAAGUUGUUGGCCAGCCUGGACCUUCAAAAACAACAACAAAAAAUACAGUUGUCCUUUAAUAAACUCAUAAUGAUUGUCUUCAAAGUAGACCUUGGGAUGGG